AUGGGACUCAAGACCCUUCUUCUUUCCCUGCUGGCGAUCCAGGCUGUGCCAGGCCGGGGCCACCCCCACCACAGUCACAGGCACAUUCACAAGCACAAUCACCUCCAUGAAGCCCAUCUCAAGGCCCGAGAUGGCGGCGGACAACUCGUCUGCCCUCCCAUUCCCGACAAGCUCACCACGGGCGCAGACCUCAUCGCAAAAGUGAGGUAUACGGACCGCGAUACAUGUUCCGCCAAGCUCGAGGCCAGAUCAACCCUCACCACAAGAGCAGACCCUGUCAUCGUUGCGGACCCCAACGAUCCUUACUCGUGCUCUGAGGAGAAGCCCUGCAGCAACGGUGCUUGUUGUUCCAAGACUGGCGUUUGUAACUAUGGCCCUGAGGCCUGUGGUACAAACGGCAAGUCGCCCAACGACAAGUGCUGGAGCAAUUGCGAUGCCCAUGCUGAGUGCGGUCGCUAUGCCAAGACUCCAGGCCAGAAAUGCCCUCUCAAUGUUUGCUGUAGUCGAUAUGGCUUCUGCGGCAUGACCGCGGACUACUGCAAGGUCACCGACAAGAAGGAAGAGAGCUGCCAGAGCAACUGUGCCCAGCCCGGCUCAGGGGGCUCUGGCGGUAACGUCCAGAAGCGUGUCAUUGGAUAUUAUGAGGCGUGGAACUGGAAAAAGAAGUGCAUCGGCAUGAGCAUGGAAGACAUUCCUGUUGACGGCCUCACACACAUCUACUACUCCUUUGCCUACAUCCAGCCCAACACGUAUAAGAUCGUUCCCAUGCAGGACGAAAAGGAUGGGUCUCUCACUACUGAAACCUUCACCGAGUUCACUGCCCUCAAGCGCAAGAACCCUUCGCUCAGGGCUGUCGUUGCUCUCGGUGGUUGGACGUUCAAUGACAACCACACCGUCUGGCAGCCUGUCUUCAGCGACCUCGCUUCCACCAGUGCCAAACGAGCCACCUUUGUCAGCGAACUUGUCAAGUUCAUGGAUCGCUAUGGCUUUGAUGGCGUCGAUAUUGACUGGGAGUAUCCUGGCGCUGGCGACCGAGGUGGUAAGCCAGAUGAUGGCGAGAACCUGACCAAGCUGUUCAAGGACAUCCGCGCAGGAUUCGACAAGAUGUCUGGAAAACACAAGGAGAUUUCCUUUACUGCUCCGACAAGUUACUGGUACAUGCGUCACUUCGAUCUUACCGCAUCGGCAAAGGCUGUUGACUAUAUCAAUGUCAUGUCUUACGAUCUUCACGGAAUCUGGGACGCUGAUAACCCAAUUGGUUCCCAGGUUUUGGCACAUACCAACCUGACCGAGAUCGACCUUGCCCUGGACCUCUUCUGGAGAAACAAAGUCGACCCGUCCAAGAUCAACAUGGGCAUCGGCUUUUAUGGACGGUCAUUCCAGCUGGCUGAUCCCUCUUGUCACAAGCCUGGUUGUCUCUUCCUGGGUGGUGCCAAACCGGGACCUUGUACCGACAACUCGGGUACCUUGUCAUACUUUGAGAUUAUGGAUAUCAUCGAGAAGUACGACCUGACACCAUACUGGGACAAGAAGGACGCCGUCAAGUAUGUCACCUGGGGCGGUGAUCAGUGGGUAUCCUACGACGACAAGGACACCAUCGCGCAGAAGAUCGAGUUUGCCAACGCGCUCGGCUUGGGAGGUCUGCUCAUCUGGGCUAUCGACCUCGACAACACGCGGCUUGACGCUCUGGCGGCUGUCUUGGCUCCCAAAAGCUUCACCGCACACAAGGAUCGCUCGAAAAAGACCCCGUGGGUGGACCUUGGGACAGGCCAUUGCACUGUCAACGAUUGUGGCACGACUGGCUGCAAGUCUGGAUGGAUUGAGGUUGAUCAGUCCCUUUGCGACCGUCUAGCUGGCAAGAAGACAAGUGUCUGUUGUCCUUUUGCCUCGGCUCCUGACCCCGAGAAGUGUACCUGGAGAGGUAACGGCGUUCUCUGCAACGGCCAGUGUCACGCGGGAGAGGUCGCGCUCGCGUCCAGUCAGCACGCUGGAGGCGGCGAUGUAUGCACCGACGGCCGCAGAUUCCUGUGCUGUGAAGCAGAAGCUCAAGUGCCAGACUGUCGAUGGACGGGCUGUAACGAGAAGUGCGAUUCUUCCACCGAGAAGGAGUUGACGUGGAAGAAUGGAAACUGCAAGGGCAAAGACGAGAAGAAGUUCUGCUGCAACAAGGAGCAGGAGUGGAGGAACUGCAAGUGGCACGGAAAGCCAGGCAACUGCUUUGACAACCAUUGCGAUACCGGUUGGCAGGUGGCCUUGACUACAUCCCACGGAGGAGAGGGCCAUGACUGCGGUUGGGCCUCGAAGCGGCAUAGGACCUAUUGCUGUGAUCCCCCCAAGGGCGAAUCGCCCUUCCUCCCUGUUCCUCUCGAGUACCUGUUCCCCGAUCCUCCCAAUGAGGAAGAGGCAGAGUCAGACUACCAACUCAAGGUAGACAACACUUGGGGUGGUGCUGAGGAUCUUCCCUUUGCUGAAACACCCGAGCACUCUGCUUUUGGCUUCAUCAUCAUGACGAGUCCCGACGAGCUUCAGACCACCCUCGACAAGCGUGACGGAUCUCACUGGGAAGUCUUUGACUGCCAUGAUUCCGUUUCACAGGAAGAGCAGACUGUUCGUAUGGUGUGUACCGAUCGCAGUGAGAACUCCAACUGCGGCAAGAUCUAUCUCGGCCACGGAGCUCCCGGUACGAUCGUCGAGAUGCCCGAGGGAUGCGGUCCAGGCAGGUACGCCGUCGUCAAGGAGCUGUCGCCUAGCAAGAACCAGAGUCUUCCACAGCAUCUCUACAAACGCGGCAUUGAAGAGACUGAGCCUGUGUUUGACUUGACCUUCGACUACGACUUCAGACGCGUGCCGCGCGACCUUGGCGAUACUCAGAUCCGUAUCGACUACAGCAACGAGAACACGUACUGGAACACCAUCGUCGACAAGGCAGCUGACAGCAAGAAGCGGUCUUUAAAGAGAUCUGUCAAGAGAAGUCUCAAGGAUGUUGGCGGCAGCCACAAGCGUUGGCUCGAAGAAGAGUGGCGAGAAGACUUGCACGAAGGAGCCCUUUCCAAGGGCGAUCUUCACAAGCGUUGGUUUGGUGAGACCGCCCUCGACUGGCUGAAGGCCAUCUUCACGGGCGUCACAAACAAGAUGGAGCUCCAACACUCCUACAAGGAGGACUUUAUUCUCAGCAUCAUCGACCAGGACUUUACAUGUCCCAAUGUGGACGGCAAGCUCAAGGUCUACGCCGAGAUGUCGGUCGAGGCCAACGUCAACUACGGCUUCACCCUGAUCGGCAAGCUUGGCGGCUCAUAUGGCAUCGACAUCUCCGACUCGUACCUCUACUACCGCACUGGCGGUAACGUCGACUCCAAGUUCGUCAUCGACGCCGCUGUCACGGCUCACUUUGACACUGGCGAUGUGCUCAUGUUCAGCGCUGAUACCUUUGGUGCGGCCUUCACGGUCCCAGGUAUUGUGACGAUUGGCCCCAACUUCAAGCUUUAUGGACAGUUGGAAGGCAAGGCAACGCUGGGCGUCAACUUUGAGACCAAGGUCAAGCUCGCCGAGUGGGACGUCUACCAGACCUUCCCUGUCGUUAACAAAGACUGGGAGCCCGAUGUCUUCGACCCUUCCGAUAAGUCUGGCAAGCAGACGCUCGAGCCUGAAUUCGAGUACGGCGUCUCGGUGAGCGGUCACAUAUCCGCCCACGUGAAGCCCACCAUCACCUUUGGCAUUGACUGGAAUAAGAAGUUCACCUCACUCGAACCCUGCGCCGUGAACCUCGUUGCCGAUGGGCACGUCACCUUUCAUGCUGAAGCCGAGGCGGGCAGCAGCGGGAACAGCUUUUGUUACGGUAUCGACGUCGGUGCAGAUCUGUAUGCUACCCUCGAGGCGCCCAAGAUGUUCUCGUGGGCACUUCCCGAGUCUCCCUUCAUGAUCAUGCCGGCCCAAGACGUGACCAUCUUCCCGAGUGGCUCCAAAGAAGCUUGCACUACUCCCAGUAGCACGAAGCAACGCCGCCGAGAUGCCAGCUUCGGCCAAGGCCACAUCAACACCACGUCCGCACUAUCGAAACGUGCCACGAGAUAUGGGCCUCUGGUACCGCGGAUCGAAGGCCUCGUGUGUCCUGGCGAUGUCGACGUAGGGGAGAUUCCUUCCUGCUCGGCAUGCUCAGGUGGUGACGACACUCUGCAGAAAAGGGAAGAGACAUGCUGGCUGGACCCAUAUGCCUCAAGGAGGAGACGUGUCCUGCUGAUCAUGAUGAAUCCAAUGUCCGCCGGUCUUCUGGUACUCUCCAUCGACGCGAGGUAA
Molecule: messenger RNA, 4293 nt
Organism: Fusarium keratoplasticum
Lineage: Eukaryota; Fungi; Ascomycota; Sordariomycetes; Hypocreales; Nectriaceae
Product: Chitinase
Exons: 2
Coding region: 1-4293 (1430 amino acids)
Biological process (GO): carbohydrate metabolic process
Molecular function (GO): chitin binding; hydrolase activity, hydrolyzing O-glycosyl compounds
Source: RefSeq, a predicted model, not a curated record